Messenger RNA from Trematosphaeria pertusa, 733 nucleotides. RefSeq lists its product as uncharacterized. The coding region runs from base 71 to 733 and encodes 220 amino acids. The transcript has 4 exons. NCBI's taxonomy places the organism in Eukaryota, Fungi, Ascomycota, Dothideomycetes, Pleosporales, Trematosphaeriaceae. The record is from RefSeq and is a predicted model, not a curated record.
CUCCGAAAACGUCGCUCGCUUUUCCAGCAUCUUACCUAUCGUACAUUCGUUUUCAAGCGCUCUGGUCAUAAUGGUUGCUUCUCGCUUCAUCGCCAUUGCGUUCAUCACUGCUGCCAGUGCCUCUUUGGUCGCCGAAAGCGAUGUCUUUACAGCUUUGUUAAAGCGACAGGAGCCUGGCACGCCUGCGUAUAACUGCCACGACAACUGCGGCACUGCAAUCACCGUCUCCAGAGAAGGCGGCGACGUCUGCACCAACGAGAUCUUCCUCUACGACUACCAGAACUGCCUUCAAUGCGCUGGCCCAGAUAACUACAAUAUCUGGCGUUACUACGGCGCUACUUUGAGCACUGUUGCUGAGGGAUGCGGUCUCGAUACUGAGCCGCUUUCUGGAGAGCAGGCUGAUGUCCCCGAGGCAAUGCAUCCUGGGGAUAGCGCGAGCUCUUCGACUCCUGCUCCUUCGUCCAGCACGCCGACGCCGACUGGGGAAAGUUCGGCUCCUGUCUCUGAGACUCCUGCUCCCACUUCGGAGGUUCCUGAAUCUACGGCUGAGGUUACGCCGAGCGUCACUGUCUCUGGUUCGCCAACCCCCAGCGGGAACGGAACGGCCACUUUCACUUCGUCCGCUCCACCUCAGCAGUCUGUAAAUGCUGCCGCCAAUUUCGGCGCCGUCGACAAUGCGCUCGUCAUGCUUGGAGCCGCAGUUGCGGGAGCAAUGUAUGGUUUUGGAAACUGA